GGUACCGGGAGCGGAGGGAAAGAGCGGGCAGAGCGGAGAGUCUUGGUCUGUGUCGGAGCCUGGCUGGCCGCUCGGCGCCUUUAGACAAAGCUCAGCUAACAGGCUAAUGCUGCGUUAGCUAGCCAAACAUCGAGCGGUAACGUCCGCAAAUAUCGGAAAAUGCAACCGCGCUAAUGUGCCAGGAGUGCGGAAAAUUAGAUUCCGGCGGCCGAUAUAUCACCCCGACACGCAUUUCGUCAGCCCCUCGGCCUCCGUGGGUGCUAUUACCGACGUGUUACGGCCUCGACGCGGAGCUGUGCUCCGUUAGCCACCUAGCUGUUGCUGUGCCCGCCAUCUUUUAAAGCAGGUAAAUGGAUGUUUGUGCGGAGCUCGAAGUGGAGCGGCCAGAGCCGAGCUCCAGCCAACUUCACCGGGGCUGGAGCUCCACCGACACUCCGAGCCGUCGGGGUGUCGGUGCAGCCGCCACGUAAGGUCAUGUGUGCGGUUUGCCUUGUGCAACGGCGGCUCGUAGCGGUUAGCUUGGCUAUUAGCAGCACACAGGCGGCCCCGGGCUACUGCAGGACGGGCCCGGGUCUGCACGGAUUUGCCGCUCCGGGUCCCGGUCCCGGAUUUAGACGGCCUGAUGGGGUCUGUUGGGUGCGGGAGAUCAUAGAACGGGUAUUAUCUGUUCAGGCCCAGGUCUGUCCAGGACAUGCCCACUUAGGUACACCAGUUCGCAUAACAUCAAUACCGUCCUGUUUUUGUUUUGUUUUUUUAAAUAAAUUGUCAUCGGUUUGACAUUCAGAGCCUUUUCUCUCAUUUUGACUCGUGGUGUUGCUUUAAAUCAGCAGGGACUCCAGGUAGAGACUGAAGGCUGGACUACCCACAGAUCUGUUGUCUUAAUUCCAUCAGUUGUGAUUAAAAUAUAAAAAUGUUCACAGCAUACUUUGUUUUCACUUUAUUGCCUUUUGGAUUUGUGACAGUCUCAGAAAUUUUCAUUAACAUAAAAUAAUAAUCUGUAAUGUGCCACCUGUGGCUGUAAGAGUAUUUUAAAUGUGGACAUAAUUAAAAACUAAAAAGUGAUCAGGUAAUGGAUUACAGGAAACAUUGAGUGACUUUUGAUUAAUAGUUAUUUAUUUGAAUGUUUAGCUGAACGGGAUCAGACGGCUGCUCUGAUUGGAUAAACACGAGUUUCCCUCAGAUUUCUGCUGUGAUCAUUGUAGACUUUAAUUCAGGGUCAAUGUGGUCAAAGAAAUCAUGCUAAUGACAGAUUAAUAACUAAUGUUUGUAAGCAAACCGACACAUUAACAAGAACAGUUACAUAACUGUUAUCACUUGAUGCAUUAUAGACCUAUCAAUAAUUGAGCUUCAAAUAUACUGACAGCCCUGAUUUGCAUCUCAUCCGCUGCUAUGAACAGUUAACAGCCUCUCGGGCCUUCAUCAGACGGUCUUACUGCACAAAUCAAGCCAUCGUAAAGCUAAACUUUGUUGGUACAUUCUUGUGACAGGAACUCAAACAGGAAAUAAAGAAAGUGUAAAGUAAAACACAUGGACACAUCCAGAUCAGAGAGAAAAACUCAUGCAGUAAUCCUGGACCUGCAGCAGGUCAACAACAGCUGAUGAGUCACUGCACUUUUAUCAAUGGACUCCAGUGAGAGAGGGUUGGACGUGUACCGCGAGGAUUAGUUGAAUAAAGUUUGACUUGGGACCUGCCCACAUGGCGUUAGGCCUGUUGAUGCAACAAAUGACUGAAUUUUUCAGCGUUGGAUGUUCUCUGAUUACUAGACAGAUUAUUGGUUGGUGGUUGGAUAAUCUGUCAGUUUAUUAAUAACAGUCGCUGCAGCCUUGAUUAUCUGCUGUUGAUAAAUCUGAUUGUGGCCUGAGAGUCAGAUUCUAAUCAGCGCGAGGCUCAAGGAUCAGCUGUGUGUCUGAUGCUCUGGAUUAUUAGCUCCUCGGUGUUGUAAUCAAACUGGGUUCAUGUAGAAAGUAACAGUUUGUAGGAGUUGGAAAACUUUGGUGAGCUUCGGGCCUCCUCCAUGCAGUUUGUAGCUUCAUGAAGCUCCAGAUGUUUCAGCAGGCGGUGGUCCAGACUGCACGUUGCUCCUAAACCUGCCUUCACAGGUCACAGUCUCCCCCUGCAUGUGCAGAGAUGCUGCUUUGACCUGAGCGAUGACAACAACCUGGAUGUUCCCUCUGCUCUAGAGCCCAGCGUCCAUGAUCUCGAGUCAGAAUCUCAACUUCUGAUUGGUCAAACCACAGCACAGCUUCCACUCAGUGUACCUUGAAUGAGUUCAGACAGGAGGUGCAGGUGUUUCUGGAUCCUGGUUGGAGGAGUCUGAGCUUUCCGAGUCCAAGCAGUGAUUUCGACGUCAGAGUCAGGUCUUAGGGUCUGACCUCCACCAACCUCCACCCACAGCCUGCAGCUCUGCAGCUGCGCCUGUCGUUCAGGUUUUUCUGAUCUGUAGGUGAUGAUUCCUUCUGAGUGACCCUCACCGCCUCUCACAGAGCUGAAGCGCUCAGCCUUCUGGGCUGGGCUUUUACACCCAGUCAUGACACUCACUAACCUCGUUAGCUGCCAGAUGUUGAAGCAGCUGUUUUUAAACCUUUAUGUACAGAUGUGUGCAGCAGCUGAGCCAGGCUUGUCCUGGAAGCUCUCUGAUGUGUUUGCACUCAGAGAUCAAACAGCCGGCUGCCAUUUAACCUGUUACACUUCAUUCAUCGCCCAGAGUUUAAAACCUCGCUGAGCCCCGCCUCCAAAGAUCUCCAGAACGCUUCAGAGAAGACUCGCUCUUACCGAAGACGUGAAGCUGAGUGUCAGGACUAAAUGACCGACCUGAGCUGAAGUUUCAGUUUUUAGCGUCUUCCUCCAAACGUAUGGUGGCAAACAUCCCUCAUCCUCCAGCUUCUCAGAGCUCGUUCGUUUGUGUUAGUGUAACCGCGGCGCCGUAGCUAGCUGGACGUCACCGUCCAUCCAAACGUUGCCGCUGUACGAUUAAGUUCUUAGAGAGACAUCAGCUUUAGAUGGAAACCAGCGAGCUGACUUUAAACUCCGAUCGCGGACUGAAUGUUUGGACAGGAAAAGGUCGUGCGAUGGGAGUUUGUCUCUUCGGGGAACACUUGAGCUGAAGCGGCUGAACUGAACACGUGCACGGACACACACCUGUGCACACACACCUGGCCUCGGCCCACAGAAGGAGUGCUUUUUCACCUUCCGGUCAGACGCUGCCGUCCCACUGUGCAUCGCUGCAUCACCGUCGUCCACCAUGUCGGACGCCCCCGAGGCUGCGCCCCCCAGCCCCCCUCCACUCACCAACCCGCCCCCCCCUGAGGUCACCAACCCCACCAAACCGGGCAGGAAAACCAACCAGCUGCAGUACAUGCAGAACGUGGUGGUGAAGACGCUGUGGAAGCAUCAGUUUGCCUGGCCCUUUUACCAGCCCGUGGACGCCAUCAAGCUGUGUCUGCACGAUUACCACAAAGUGAUCAAAAACCCGAUGGACAUGGGAACCAUUAAGAAGCGCCUGGAGAACAAUUAUUACUGGAGCGCCAGCGAGGCUAUGCAGGACUUCAACACCAUGUUCACCAACUGUUACAUCUACAACAAGCCCACAGACGACAUCGUCCUCAUGGCUCAGGCUUUAGAGAAGAUCUUCCUGCAGAAAGUCGCUCAGAUGCCUCAAGAAGAAGUCGCUCUGCUGCCUCCAGCUCCCAAAGGCAAGAACAAGAGCAAACAGCCGGCCGCCACCACAGUGAGUCAACAGGCAGAGUCUUCAGCCUCCCCUCCCCCCUCUUAUCCCUCCCCCUCUCCCUCUCAGACGCCAGUCAUCUCGACCACGCCCACACCAGUCCAGGCCACGCCCCCUGUGUCUGCACCUCAGCCUCCUGCGACCUUGAUGCCAUCUGCCCAGCCUGUGGUUAAGAAGAAAGGCGUGAAGAGGAAAGCCGACACCACCACUCCAACCACGUCGGCCAUCUCUGCCGGCCGCGCCGACUCUCCCUCCGCUCAGGACGCCAAACCGGCUAAACUGGCCUCGUCUCGCCGCGAAGCCGCCGCCCGCCCCACCAAGACCCGGCGGGACACCGGGGACGACCUGGCGGCUGGGGACAUGGGUGCCGGAGGCGUCGGCCCUGGGGGGAGGAAAGGCGGUAAGCUGGGCGAGCAGAUGAAACACUGCGACGCCAUCCUGAAAGAGAUGCUCUCGAAGAAGCACGCCGCCUAUGCCUGGCCCUUCUACAAGCCCGUGGACGCUGAGGCGCUGGAGCUGCACGACUACCACGACAUCAUCAAACACCCCAUGGACCUCAGCACCAUCCGGAAAAAAAUGGAUAAAGGCGAGUACAGCGACCCUCAGAGCUUCGCCACUGACGUCAGGUUAAUGUUCUCCAACUGCUACAAGUACAACCCCCCAGACCACGAGGUGGUGGCCAUGGCCCGCAAGCUGCAGGACGUGUUCGAAAUGCGUUUCGCUAAAAUCCCUGACGAGGGCCUGGAGGCGUCGGUCCCCACCACGACACCGGUGGUCAGCAAAAGCACCGCCUCCUCCGACAGCAGCAACAACUCCUCCUCUGACGAAUCAUCCGACUCUGAGGAGGAGCGGGCCACGCGAUUGGCUGAGCUACAGGAGCAGGUUGGUGCUGCCGACCAAUCACAGUUGAAGGCGGUGCACGAGCAGCUGGCGGUCCUGUCCCAGGCGCCGGUCAGCAAGCCAAAGAAGAAGAAAGAGAAGAAAGACAAGGAGAAGAAGAAAGACAAGGAGAAAGACAAGGGAAAUAAAGGCAAGAUGGAGGAAGAGAAGAAGCCAAAGGCCACCGCCCAGCAGCCCAAACCGGCCAAUCAGAAGAAGGCGCCAGCCAGAAAAGCCAACAGCACGGUGACGGCAACCAGGCAACCCAAGAAAGGCAGCAAGACGUCGGGCAGCGGCUCAGCCAACGGGGACGACGGCGAGGAGUCAUCGCUGCCGAUGUCGUACGACGAGAAGCGGCAGCUGAGUCUGGACAUCAACCGGCUGCCGGGAGAGAAGCUGGGCCGCGUCGUGCACAUCAUCCAGACCAGAGAGCCGUCGCUGAGGGACUCCAACCCCGAUGAGAUCGAGAUCGACUUCGAGACGCUCAAACCCUCUACGCUCCGAGAGCUCGAGCGCUACGUCAAGUCCUGCCUGCAGAAGAAGCAGAGGAAGCUACUGCAGAAGGCAGCUGGAGGCGGGGCCUCAGGAGGCGGGGCUAGUCGUUUGAGUGGCAGCUCCUCUUCCUCCUCCGAUGACAGCUCCUCGACAGGAACCUCCUCAUCUUCCGACACAGACUGAACACACGUUCACACAUACAUGUGUUACUGAACACACACACACACACACACACACCUCCAUCCUGAACAAACACAAAGACAGAGAUACACACUCUGAACUUGUUACACACACGUUUAAACACAGAGAGACUGGAUGUAAAUAGGCUGACCUGUUUGUUUGUUUGUUUUUUUUAGCUCCUAGUGCUUUUGUUUUUUGUUUUUGUUUUUUUCCGCUAUUGGAGGACUGCAGACAGAAGAAGAAAGUGAUGGAGGAGGAAGGAUGUGGGCGGAGUCAGGUAGAGCGAUGGGCAGCCGGUCUGGGAGUCUUACUGAUCGGUGGACAGAAAUGCAACCGUUGAGACUUUCUUUCUUCGUCUUUUUCUUCUUCGUGGACCGCCGGCGGUGACCCCUGACCUCUGAAUACAUUCCACAAGUAUCAUUGGAGAGGAGGAGUAGGGGAUCUCAGCGGGUUUGUGGAUACUGAGACGACUGAACGCAUCUCAUGUUUCAUUUGAAGGUGUCAGCAGCGCUGCAGCAGAGAGAAGACCUGACAAUGUCAGCGUGUGACAUCACAGAACAGUUUUACAGAAAAGCGUUUUUUCUCUGAACCUGGUGGCAAGGCGUUGUUUAGCCCCUCCUUCUGAUGUGCCGUCUGCUACUUUAAACUGGGAUUGAGAAAACCAGCGAGGUGGGAAACAGACAGGAGUAAGGCGGUGGGCGGGGUCAGCAGGAAAAUACAGUUUAGCAGUUUAAAGGUACUUUUUGUAAAAUCCACUUUAAAUGUCAAAAUUAAAAGCUUUUCAAAUUAAAAGUGUGUCACUGAGGUGAAAAAGGAGAAACUUUAGUCUAAUACCAGUUUGUGCCACUAGAUGAAACCAGCGUAAACUUUAUUUAAAACGGGUAUGAGCACGUUCCUGUGCCAGUGUGAAAACGAAGAGGACAAGGCCUGACCUCAGUCAGUGGUGACAUGGUGCCCCCUGGUGGUGGAAUGUUUAGUUACAUUCUGCAGAAGGUUGUUACAAAAAGUAUCUUUAAUUCAAAACUUUAUUUAAACCGUUUUGAGGUAUUUAUGACGGGUCACUGACGGUGCCAGGCUCCACCCGCAGAAACCCUGAUUUUGUUGAUGGUGGUUGGUUCAGUUUGGCGUUAAACCCUUUAAAACACGUAACAGGAAACUGCGUGCCUGCAGGUAGAACAGAGCGUGCCCAUGCCGCCUGCUCUGGAUCUGAUUCCCCAUAAGGUAACGCUUUAAAAAGUGUCCGAGUGGACUCUUGACGGAUCGUCUCAGCGGGAAAUAAAGGUUUGGGGGUUUUUUUAACCAGAGGUUUUUAACUGAUUGACCCUUUGGAUCGAACCGGCUUCUGGAUCUUUCAACUCCACCUUAAAAACCUCUGAGACCAACCCUGCUCCCUGCUGGUCCUGCAACCCAACAUACAACUUCCUGUCUGUCCCUGGGGUCAUCGUGGCAGUGUGGGUGGGGGGGGUCACGAGAUCCUGACCCCGCCCCCAGCACGACUCUGUCAACAGAGAGACGUUGAUUUAUUUUUUUUAACACUACAUUUCCUGUUUUUGAUUUUCAGGUUGUGUGCUGAACUUGUUUGUGUCUUUUAAGGUUCUCUAUAUAAAAUGUCUUUGUAUUGCUGUCCUGUUCAAGCGCCGCCCCCAUUCUCACCCCGCCAAAAAAGAACCACUCAUACUGUACCGCCUCCUGUCAGGGUCCAAACUCAGAGCGCCUCGUUUCUUUUAAAGCUUUUUAGACGAUUUAUUUUAAGGUUUUAUUGCUUGCUGCAGCUCGGAGUACAUCAGGACGCCAGAAACGAUUUCUGAGGAAAAUGCCACGCCCACCGCAGUCACGACUUAUUAUCAUGAUUUCAGAAUAAAAACGUCUGUCGGCGGUCUGUCAAGCGCUCGACGGAUGUUUGUGGCUUACGUCGGGCAAUGUGGCGCCAGAUUUCUGAUCACCUGACAUCAGAGUCAGACGGAUAGGCCUUCUGUCGCCCUCUGACCUAUGACCUGUGGUUAGACCUCCAAUGGUGUUGGGCUCUCUGGGACACGGCCAUAGUUGUUCUUUGGCCUGGACGCCGUGCCGGUUCUUGGCAAAGGAAAUAUCGACAAACAGAAAGUUUGGUUUCUCUGAAAAAUUCAUCAUGACGUUGACCGCCGCGUCCUUGGUGGCGUUCUGAAUUUUGUAAAAGCUGCAGAGCGCAAACAAAGAUGAAUCAUGAAUAUUAGACGUAGAGUUUCAUUGAAACUGUUGAAUUGACAUGCCCAAUGAUGUAAAUGGUUUCCGAUUGGCUGGAGCUGGGGGGGCGUGUUCAGUAAAAUCUCACCUACCCCGGCUCCUCUGAUUCCUGAUUAUUGGCAACCUCCAGCUGGAGAUCAGUUUACCUGUGGCGCCCCCUGGAGGUAACCUGGUAAGAAACCUGGAAAUGACAGGUGUUGGAGAAUAAUCUGACGUCGUGAUCACACGACCUCCAGGUGGCACCACAUUGUCCUCUGUUGUCACGGAUCUGUCCUUUAGCCUGCACGUUUUGUUUUGCGGGCGCGUUACAACUCGACGGACGGGGCAAAGCGUUCAAUCGGAAACCCCUGCGACAGAUAGGCGGACAGCUCGUUGCCACAGUAACCCUCCUCUUUGUUUUUAGUUGAUGGUCGAGCUUCGACGCUCAUAGUUAAUUUUGUAUUUUAAUAAGAAAAGGAAACAGUGGUUUUAUGUAUUGCAUGCACUCCGGCCGUACGUUUUUCUCGCGUAUGUUUGAGCGCUGUAUAGUAGCUGUAAAGUAGCCAUCUGAGGUUAGAGCGAGCUCCACUCGUAGAGACGCAGAGGGGACGAAACAACAAGUGAAUUAUUUGAUGUAAUUACUGAUAUGGGAUCCUUAUUUUCUGAGUUCAUUUGUUUUCAUAAAUAAACACAUAAACUGAA
Molecule: messenger RNA, 8183 nt
Organism: Oreochromis aureus
Lineage: Eukaryota; Metazoa; Chordata; Actinopteri; Cichliformes; Cichlidae
Product: bromodomain-containing protein 3
Exons: 12
Coding region: 3243-5282 (679 amino acids)
Biological process (GO): chromatin remodeling; regulation of DNA-templated transcription
Cellular component (GO): chromatin; nucleus
Source: RefSeq, a predicted model, not a curated record